Molecule: messenger RNA, 1567 nt
Organism: Cercocebus atys (sooty mangabey)
Lineage: Eukaryota; Metazoa; Chordata; Mammalia; Primates; Cercopithecidae
Gene: PDGFRL
Product: platelet-derived growth factor receptor-like
Exons: 6
Coding region: 113-1240 (375 amino acids)
Source: RefSeq, a predicted model, not a curated record
GAAUCCUCCCGCUGCAGCGUCCCAGGAGCCCGCCCCUCGCCCGCCGCCUCCCCCGCGCCCCGGCCCCGCGCAGCCGCCGCGCUCCUACGCGCCGAGGUCCGAGGUUCGCGAGAUGAAGGUCUGGCUGCUGCUCGGUCUACUGCUGGUGCACGAAGCGCUGGAGGAUGUUACUGGCCAACACCUUCCCAAGAACAAGCGUCCAAAGGAACCAGGGGAGAAUAGAAUCAAACCUACCAACAAGAAGGUGAAGCCCAAAAUUCCUAAAAUAAAGGACAGGGACUCAGCCGAUUCAACACCAAAGACGCAGUCUAUCAUGAUGCAGGUGCUGGAUAAAGGUCGCUUCCAGAAACCCGCCGCUACCCUGAGUCUGCUGGCGGGGCAAAGUGUAGAGCUUCGAUGUAAGGGGAGUAGAAUUGGAUGGAGCUACCCUGCAUAUCUUGACACCUUUAAGGACUCUCGCAUCAGUGUCAAGCAGAAUGAGCGCUACGGCCAGUUGACUCUGGUCAACUCUACCUCGGCGGACACGGGUGAAUUCAGCUGCUGGGGGCAGCUCUGCAGCGGCUACAUCUGCAGGAAGGAUGAGACCAAAACAGGCUCCACCUACAUCUUUUUCACAGAGAAAGGAGAACUCUUUGUGCCUUCUCCCAGCUACUUCGAUGUUGUCUACUUGAACCCGGACAGACAGGCUGUGGUUCCUUGUCGGGUGACUGUGCUGUCGGCCAAAGUCACGCUCCACAGGGAAUUCCCAGCCAAGGAGAUCCCAGCCAAUGGAACGGACGUUGUUUAUGACAUGAAGCGGGGCUUUGUGUAUCUGCAACCUCAUUCCGAGCACCAGGGCGUGGUUUACUGCAGGGCGGAGGCCGGGGGCAGAUCUCAGAUCUCCGUCAAAUACCAGCUGCUCUACGUGGCAGUUCCCAGUGGCCCUCCCUCAACAACCAUCUUGGCCUCUUCAAACAAAGUGAAAAGUGGGGACGACGUCAGUGUGCUCUGCACUGUCCUGGGGGAGCCCGACGUGGAGGUGGAAUUCACGUGGAUCUUCCCAGGGCAGAAGGAUGAAAGGCCUGUGACGAUCCAAGACACUUGGAGGCUGAUCCACAGAGGACUGGGACACACCACGAGACUCUCCCAGAGCGUCAUUACAGUGGAAGACUUUGAGACCAUUGAUGCAGGAUAUUACAUUUGCACUGCUCAGAAUCUUCAAGGACAGACCACAGUAGCUACCACUGUUGAGUUUUCCUGACUUGGAAAAGGAAGUGUAAUGAACUUAUGGAAAGCCCAUUUGUGUAUACAGUCAGCUUUGGGGUACUUUUUAUUAGUGCUUUGCCAGAGGCUGACGUCAAGCACCAAACCCCAACCCCAGCAUCUUGAGUCCGACCCUGACAUCCAAACUAAAAGGAAGUCAUCCAGUCUAUUCACAGAAGUGUUAACUUUUCUAACAGAAAGCAUGUAUUUUGAUUGCUUACCUACAUACGUGUUCCUAGUUUUUAUACAUGUGUAAACAAUUUUAUAUACUCAUUUCUAUUAAAUGAACAAGUUUUUGUAAAGAAUACAAAGUGGGAUAAGUGUU